This is a messenger RNA of Syngnathoides biaculeatus (alligator pipefish), 1704 nucleotides long. It is a transcript of the gene pou3f3a, whose product is annotated as POU class 3 homeobox 3a. The record is from RefSeq and is a predicted model, not a curated record. Gene Ontology annotation, cellular component: nucleus. The transcript has a single exon. The coding region runs from base 1 to 1359 and encodes 452 amino acids. Lineage: Eukaryota; Metazoa; Chordata; Actinopteri; Syngnathiformes; Syngnathidae. Gene Ontology annotation, molecular function: RNA polymerase II cis-regulatory region sequence-specific DNA binding; DNA-binding transcription factor activity, RNA polymerase II-specific. Gene Ontology annotation, biological process: regulation of transcription by RNA polymerase II; brain development.
AUGAUUUGGGGGAUGGCUACAGCCACCUCCAGCCCGUACCUCGCCAGCAGCAGGAUUUUAAGUGGCCCGGUCCCGCAUUCUGACAGGAGGGGCGGAAGCAUGCAUCCGGCGAACGGUGUGGUCACCUCGGUGUCUUCCAGCGGGUUCAGGGGGGAGCCCUCGGUCAAGAUGGUGCAGAGUGACUUCAUGCAAGGGGCCACCAUGGUGUCCAGCAACGGCGGCCACAUGCUCAGUCAUGCCCACCAGUGGGUCACGUCGCUGCCUCACGCCGCGGCCGCGGCUGCCGCAGCGGCGGCGGCUGCCGCGGCCGCGGCCGAAGUGGGUGCCGCCUGGCCGGCCGGCUCCCAGCCCCAGGAGACGAAGAGAGGAGGCGGCGGCGGGAGGGAGGACCUCCACGCGGGCGCCGCUCUACACCACCGCGGCUCCCAUUUAGGGGGCCAUCAAGCGCACCCUGGUGGAUGGGGGGGCUCCAUCAAUAUCAGUGAGGGUCGGACGCAGACGCAGCAGCAGCAGCAGCAGCAGCAGCAGCAGCAGCAGCAGCAGAGCCUCGUUUACUCUCAACCGGCUGCCUUCACCGUCAACGGGAUGCUGAGCACCCAGAGCCUCAUGCACCCUGGCGCGCUGGUGCGCGGGGACUCCCCGGAGCUGGACCACUCCCAUCACCACCCCCAUCAUCUCCCCCAUCAUCACCACCACCACCACCACCACAACAACCCUCACCAUCCUCAUCCUCACCAUCAGCACGCGCACCACCAGCACCAGCAUCACCACCCGGAGGGGCACUCAGAUGAGGACACGCCGACCUCGGACGACUUGGAGCACUUCGCCAAGCAGUUCAAGCAGCGUCGCAUCAAGCUGGGCUUCACCCAGGCCGACGUGGGUCUGGCCCUGGGCACGCUCUACGGCAACGUCUUCUCCCAGACCACCAUUUGCCGCUUCGAAGCGCUGCAGUUGAGCUUCAAGAACAUGUGCAAGCUGAAGCCGCUGCUCAAUAAGUGGCUGGAGGAGGCCGACUCCAGCACGGGCAGCCCGGCCAGCAUCGACAAGAUCGCCACGCAGGGCCGCAAGAGGAAGAAGCGCACGUCCAUCGAGGUGAGCGUCAAAGGCGCGCUGGAGAGCCACUUUCUCAAGUGCCCCAAGCCGUCGGCGCAGGAGAUCAACGGGCUGGCGGACACGCUGCAGCUGGAGAAGGAGGUGGUGCGCGUCUGGUUCUGCAACCGCCGGCAGAAGGAGAAGCGCAUGACGCCGCCCGGGCUCCCUCGCAGCCCGGACAACAACGCCUACUCGCAAGUGGGCGGCAUGGGCGCCGACACGCCGCCGCCCUCCAUAGACUGCAAGAGGAUGUACAGCGACACGUGAACGCCGCACCGAGUCCCGCGAGCUCGAUUUGCUCCCAGUUGGCCCAACUUUAGACGAUUAAUGAGCAACUUUAUUAUCUUUUUUUUUUUUUGGUUGGUCCAAGCUCCUGUGUGUCCCGUUAUCCACUAAGCCGCGCGCGUGUGUUUGCGAGUGGGACAAUGUGAGGUUUUAUGCACCCUUUUCUUUGAAAAUUCAAGAAAGAAACAUUAAGGGAGACAUUGACAUUGCUUUAAUUUAGCACGGACUUAUUCCCUAAAGCAAUAAUUCAUACACCCCCAUUAUAUUUCUUACAGACGUGUUUUGUGCUAGUAGCUUCAAGUAACUCGUUUUUUUCUUUUCACCCCC